This is a messenger RNA of Peromyscus eremicus (cactus mouse), 5330 nucleotides long. It is a transcript of the gene Nol4, whose product is annotated as nucleolar protein 4. The record is from RefSeq and is a predicted model, not a curated record. The transcript is spliced from 11 exons. Lineage: Eukaryota; Metazoa; Chordata; Mammalia; Rodentia; Cricetidae. The coding region runs from base 1644 to 3560 and encodes 638 amino acids.
GUGAAGGGAGAGGCGAGAGGUUUAGUGUGUGGAGCUGCUCGCGCAGCGCCCGGGCUGUCAGUCCCGGCUGGGGCCGCCUCGAGACCUUCCAGGAGACGCGCACCCCCGCACCCCGCGCCCCGCACACCGUCGCUCGACCACACACACGCACACGCUCAGCCUGGCCGCGCCGGAGCCACUGAGCAGCCGGAGAGCACCGGGACCGGCUGCGGGCGGAGGACUGAGCCGCGUUCCCACUGGGGCUUUGGCCGGGGAGACCGCAGCGAGCCUCCGGGGUGGGCUCGGACACCUCAAGGAACGCCGGCGGGGGUCGGGCCACCGGGCUGGCUGAGCCGAGCCCUGCGACCCGCGGGGGCCUCGGCAGGGAGUGCAAUAAAGAGCAGCGGCCGCAGCGAGCAGGACUGGAACUCCCCUGGUUCCAGCGCCGCCGUGACACACGGGUGGAAAUCCUGAUGGAGGGAUCGCUGACUUCCUUUGCUUGGGAAAAUCGUCAGGAGCAACUCCGAUUUGGCUCCUCGGAGCAGCGGAGGGGGGUCCAUGACGUGGCAGUGGGAAAAUAGACAACCGAAACCUCCCGCGUGAACUGCAAACUAUAGCCCAGGGAGGGGGAAGGACUGCUCUCUUCAUUUUAAUUUCACGCAAGAGGUUCUGGGCGGUAAACUUAUUUCCAUGUCUGUACCCACUUCAGCGGAACCCAGAGGGUCCUAUGUUGGGGACACCAUCAUCAUUCCGAAGAGCCCCAGCCAGCGGCCUGCUUUCCUGCUCCCACACACCCGGGACCGGAUCCCUGUUUGGGGUACUCCAUCUAUCCUGUAGAACUGUGGUCAGGUGUCUGUGAAUACUGGGCCAAUUUCUGAAACCUAACUCUUACAACCUACCUGCGAUCUGGAAUUUAGCCCAAUACAUCUGAAGCAAUGGCAUAUUGAGUCGUUUUUAGGAUACCUUGGUUUUCUUUUAAAUUCCUGUAAAACGGGAUCUGAUAGGCUGACCAACAUGACAGGUAAGAACUUUCUGUCUCUCUAGUCCUGUCACAGAGAAGGCCAAGGCUGAGCUGGACCCAGCAAGAAGGAGAAUCCAGGGACCCGUGUGCCCUUCGAGCUAGUCCACCGAGGGCUGCUUUCGCUAGAGGCGCAGGGCUGGCUCCUGGACCAUCCACUGGGGAAGCUUCUGGGGCGCGCGCCAGGAGACUGCCUUGUGCUCCACCUGCCCUGCCCUGGACACAGCCCUGGGGCGAGACAUCGAGAGACCACCUCAAGUUAAUAUUGGGAUUUUUAAUAAACCGAGAAAUGGGAUUUUAAUUAUUCAGAAACCCAGCUCCUCUGGGCCAGCUGCUGUUGGGAUGGUGCUGGUCACACAGCAUUAAACGGACCGACCGUUAAGAGCACGAGAAAAGCGCCCGAGACAGCCUUUGCAAUUACGAAGGAACCAGACUUGGUAGCACAGGGCAUUGAUUGCUGGUGCCCAUCCGGACCCUCCUCCUCUCUCCCUGGUCCUCCCCCCACCCCAACGGAGGCAGGCUCCCGAGGCUCGGCCAGGACCUCGCGUCCUUGCAUCGUGGCCCGGGCUGCAUAUUUCAUGAGCCCGGGGUGAACAGGUGCGAAGUGCGCUGGGAGCAUCCGGCCCACGGCAGCGCGGGGGGGAACAUGGAGAGCGAGCGCGACAUGUACCGCCAGUUCCAGGACUGGUGCCUUAGGACUUACGGGGACUCAGGCAAGACCAAAACGGUGACCCGUAAGAAAUACGAGCGGAUCGUCCAGCUCCUCAACGGCUCCGAGUCAAGCUCUACCGACAAUGCCAAAUUUAAAUUCUGGGUCAAAUCGAAGGGUUUCCAGCUGGGCCAGCCGGAUGAGGUCCGCGGGGGAGGCGGCGGCGCCAAGCAAGUGCUCUUCGUGCGGGUCAAGACCACGGAUGGCGUCGGAGUUGAUGAGAAGCUGUCUUUAAGGCGAGUGGCUGUGGUUGAAGAUUUCUUUGACAUCAUCUAUUCCAUGCACGUGGAAACAGGGCCGAAUGGAGAACAAAUUCGGAAACACGCUGGACAGAAGAGAACUUACAAAGCAAUUUCAGAGAGUUACGCCUUCCUACCAAGAGAAGCGGUGACACGGUUUCUAAUGAGCUGCUCCGAGUGUCAGAAAAGAAUGCACUUGAACCCAGAUGGAACCGAUCACAAAGAUAAUGGAAAGCCUCCUACACUGGUGACCAGCAUGAUUGACUACAACAUGCCAAUCACCAUGGCGUACAUGAAGCACAUGAAACUGCAGCUGCUAAACUCACAGCAAGAUGAGGAUGAAAGUUCUAUAGAAAGUGAUGAAUUUGAUAUGAGUGAUUCAACACGGAUGUCAGCUGUGAACUCUGACCUUAGUUCGAAUCUGGAAGAAAGAAUGCAAAGUCCCCAGACUCUCCAUGGCCAGCAAGACGAUGACUCUGCUGCAGAGAGCUUUAAUGGCAAUGAGACUCUGGGGCACAGCUCAGUCGCUUCAGGGGGAGCUCAUGGCAGGGAGCCUGGGGACUCCAGCAGUGAUGGCAAAACUGGGCUGGAGCAGGAAGAACAGCCACUGAAUCUGAGCGACAGCCCCCUCUCUGCGCAGCUGACUUCAGAAUACAGGAUAGAUGAGCAAGGCAGUAAUGGGAAAAGCAAGUUUAAGAACCUUCUAAUCUCUGACCUCAAGAUGGAAGGAGAAGCAAGAGAAAACGGAAGCAAGUCCCCAGCACACAGCUACUCCAGCUAUGAUUCUGGCAAGAAUGAAAGUGUUGACCGGGGUGCAGAAGAUCUGUCACUCAACAGGGGAGAUGAGGAUGAAGAUGACCAUGAUGAACAUGAGGAUUCUGAGAAGGUGAACGAGACAGAUGGCGUGGAAGCUGAGAGGCUGAAAGCUUUCAAUAUGUUUGUCAGGCUGUUUGUAGAUGAAAACUUGGACCGAAUGGUCCCAAUCUCUAAGCAGCCCAAAGAAAAGAUCCAGGCUAUCAUUGACUCAUGCAGGCGACAAUUCCCUGAGUAUCAAGAGCGUGCCAGGAAACGUAUCCGUACUUACCUCAAGUCCUGCAGGCGGAUGAAAAGAAGUGGUUUUGAGAUGUCUCGACCUAUUCCUUCCCACCUUACUUCAGCAGUUGCAGAGAGUAUCUUGGCUUCAGCCUGUGAAAGCGAGAGUAGGAACGCUGCCAAGAGGAUGCGUCUGGAUAAACCCCAGGACGAAAUGACUCCUGCUGACAAACAGUGCAAGCCCGAGGCAGCCCAGGCCACCUACUCAACAUCUACUGUUCCAGGCUCACAGGAGGUAUUGUACAUCAAUGGCAAUGGGACCUACAGUUACCAUAGUUACCGAGGGCUAGGAGGAGGACUGCUAAACCUGAAUGACACAUCUAGUAGUGGACCCACAGAUCUCAGCAUGAAGAGGCAGCUGGCAACUGGCUCAGGAUCCUCCAGCAGUUCAAACUCCAGACCUCAGCUGAGUCCAACAGAAAUCAACGCUGUGAGACAGCUUGUCGCAGGGUACCGAGAAUCGGCUGCAUUUUUAUUGCGUUCUGCAGAUGAACUGGAAAAUCUCAUUUUACAACAGAACUGAGGCAAACGAUGUCCAUAGUCACUGAGUUCUGAAUUCGCAGUUUCCACUAAUGACAGUUGAUUUCCCAGCAGAGAUACUCCUGGUCUUGCUGCACAGUCUUCUAAGAGAAAUACUUCCAUCAUGCCACGUCGUCCUUGAUCUAUACACUGGUGUGUUAAAGAACUUCAAAGGAACUCUGACCUUGAAGUACUUGAGAUGCUUAAAUGUGCCCAGCCUGUUGCUUUCUGUUUUAGUGUGUCAACAUAAAUAUCACAAGCAAUUUUUAAAAGGCUGCAUAUUCUUAAUUCAAGGAUAAAAAUGAAGAAGCUUGGGGUAUGUAAAAAAUAGCUCAAGAUCCAACUGAAAUAUUAGUGGAACUUUCUACUGACUCAUUGGACUGAAAGAUGAAGUAUCUGAAAAAAAAAAAAGCCAAAUUUCUUGUUGCUACAGGAUAUGACAACAAUGAAAAGGAUCUUGUAUUUUAAAAGAAAAAUGUAAUUUUUAUAAAAAGAAUACUUGUUUUUCAUUCGAAAUGGUCAUUUUUACUUUGGUAACUUUUUCAUAGGUCUUAAAAGAAAACUGUUUUUUGAGAAACUACUGUAAGUACCCUUUCCACAUCCCUUUUGCCUUCUCCUCUUUCCAAAUUCUUUCUACAAAAUAAUAACAAUAAUAAUAACACUCAAUGCUGGAAAACAAACAAACAAACAAACAAACCCUUUGCCUACUUCCUUUAAGCUGUCCCGUCAGGAACUACUUCCAAGAGAUGCCUGCAAUUCUGUACUUCUGUGAGUCUCAAAACACCCACGCCACACGGCAGCUUACCACAGCAGUUUUCAUGACCGAGGUUUCUAAACGUUAGAAAGAGAUGUGUUGAAACGCAGCACAUCGUGCUUGCCCUAAAGCUGCUUGCCACUGGAUGCGCUGCUGUCCCACAAGCGACCUUCCAGAGCAGCGACUGGAUGUAGAUGACUGAAUGUUAGGAGGUUGCAAGUGACAAUCUUAACCUUUGCACUCUCGUGUGUACUUUCCAUUUCUGUUGGAAAUUGUUUCCAGAAAAGGCUGUUAUAUCUCCUGAUACGAUUUGUAUCAUUUAGAUUUUUUUUUUUUUGCUAAAAUUGAGAACUCUCAGCAGAUAGAGCUGAACCUUAAAAUGAACUGCCCCCUCUGUCCCGCAAGCUCUGCCCUUCUUUUCUCCAUUUCUAGUGUUAGACACACACACAGAGUGGUGUUUUCUGUGCACUGAAGCAAGCCUAUUUUUAAAAUAUUUAAGAAGUACUUUUAGUUCAUGCUUGUACUAUUUUCCUUUCUGUUGUUUAGCUUUGGUUGAAUUACAGAUUCUUUGUGCAUUCUUGAAUUUGCCUUAUUUUAUGUAAAAUGUAUGUCAUUCGGUUUUUGACAAUGAGCUGAAGGCAUCAGUGGUGUUCCUUUCCUACUUGUUACAUAUAGUUUUCCAAGUACUGACUGUGAUUGUGACCAGGUAAUGUGCACUUUUUCUUGUAACUGUGGACAUUGCUAUGCUUUUUUUCUUCUAGUGUUUCUAGAAUUAUUGUUCCUUACAGUUACGUAAACAAAAAACAAAAAACAACAAAAAAAGAAAUUUUGUGAUACUGUUGGUGAAUAUAAUGUGAAAAUCUUAUUGAAAUAUGAGUAUUUUGGAAAUACAUAGAUGCACAAACACCUUUUAAAGGUGUGAAUUUAGAGUUUGCUUAUUUAAUGAAAAUUUUAAAAAAUGAGGGCUGGUAUAAUUUUCUCUGUUUUUGUUUGGUUUAAUAAACAGAUUUCUGUGUUAAA